This is a messenger RNA of Phytomonas sp. EM1, 8580 nucleotides long. NCBI's taxonomy places the organism in Eukaryota, Euglenozoa, Kinetoplastea, Trypanosomatida, Trypanosomatidae. The record is from the annotation of a GenBank genome assembly.
AUGGAGGGCAAAGAUUCUUCAAGCGAUUCUCUUACCUGCUCCAAAGAGAAUUACAAUGAGAGUGAUAGGUUCGAAAACAGCGCGGCUCAAAGCAUCUUCACUAACUCCGCCUCAUGCACUAAUGAUUCUCCUGACAGCACGUGUCUGUCCCUGGAUCAGCUCAAACACCUGAAGCUCCUUUUCGAGGUCUACGAUUAUGUGCAUGCAUUGGCAAGUGGCAUUUUGCCGGAUACUUCUAAAAAUUUCUCAGACAAGUACAGCAAAGUCCGUUCUUCUAAUGGAGUCCGCUCUGAAGGGGAACAAACCCAAAGAAAAACUACUCGAAGUAAAAAAGUCAAAGCAGCAGCGAAGCCACACCCUGGUGGCCCCCAUCCCAGGGCCUCUUUAAUGAGUGGAGUUGAAAAGACGAACUCGAUGAAAAAGAGGAAGGGAAGACCAUCUUUUUACGGACUCCACUCUUCAGAAGAUCUAGGAACCGUUUCGUUUCAUCCGUACGACUACUGGGAGUAUAUAUUUGGCUUUGAUGAAGCGUCCUUGAGUGAGACAAGCCUGCCGGAUGCGUGUAGCUUGUUGUUAAUGAGAGGUAUUGAUGGAAAUGUGUUAUUAGACAAUUCUCAUGAAAAGAAUCCUUCUCUGAAUUCUGAUCUGGCUAACAUUAUCGUCUCCUUACACAAACUUGAAAAAAACCAGCGCCUUAUGGUGAACAAGAUGAAAAAAGGGAACGCGAAUGAGUUUUUGAUCCCUGAGUCGAUUCCUAAUGCAAGGUGUGACCACAGUGAACUGGAGCAGGAUCGGAAAAUGAAUACCAAAGCGCAUGGAGAAAGUAACAUACCUCGCCAUCAUACCACGUGUUCGCCUCUUCGAACGCAAUCAAUGGCGCAUGGUGGCCACUCCAGUGCAGAUGUAGUCUCUCAUUCAUCGAGCAUGGCAGGAGAUUUGUCAGAAAACACCACAAACAGAUACCAAAGCGAAGAAUAUCAACUUAUUCAUCGGCUUCGGCGCCAUCAUGAGAGUUUUCAAAACGUUAUAAAGAAGGAAAUCGGGAAAAUGCUGGAUUGGAAAAGACUGAAAUUGUUCUGUAAGUCACAUGAAGAGAUAUACGACAGCAAGACCAAUUGCAAGACGGCUGCUGUAGAUGGUAUGACCUCUCGCAUAAAUAUGGAUCACUUACUCACACUAAUAAGGCCUCUGAAUAACGAAAAGAGUCUAGCUGAGUGCGAGCACUUCGCCUUUGAUGCCUUAGGUCUCCCCUCAACGAAGGGGGUUCCAUUCCGUUUCUUUGCUUGGUUUGUCGUUGGUCCACUUUUUAACUUCUUUUUCCCAAGCUAUGCGGCGGCGUCUUCACACACGCAUAAGCCGAUUUCGGCGCCUCCACCGUACUCUCGUUGCACUUCUGAAGGGGGUUCACCUGCUGAUGUUGGUAGUGGCACAACAUCAUCAGCUGAUCUCCUUCAUGGCUCUUCUCAUCUGAAGAAUCAUCAGCAAAAUGGGAAACGAAAGAUGAAGAACCCACCAAACAAUUUUAUGUCUGGGCUCAUUCUGGGAGAGCCUCCAGUCCAGGGUGGUGUGGAUGACGCACGAUGCAUUGGGCGAAGCGGCUUUUGCCCGUGGAAUGUGCAGCACAUGGAAGCGAUUCAACAGCUCUUUGUUCUUAUCGAUGCGGAUGCGGAUGGGCGAGUCACCUGGGAUGAACUCAUCUUGUAUGCCUUAAACACAACCCAGAUGUCACAACCCGCUGAUAAGGGGACCGCCAGGCGAGACCUCGUGCAGGGUAACGACGCGACGCAGGAACACGUCCCCUUCCCGAUUGUGAAAUUUUUUAACUUCACCGAGAUGCCAACGAAUCGGAGUCCGUGGCAGGCAACCUACCCUCUCGUUCACCACCUUUACCACCGAAAGGUAUUCACCAAGCUUCUGGUCUGCGAGCAAAGUAGCGGGUAUAUCACGGCAGGGCCGGAUGGCUUGGUGAAACUGUGGAAGCCCGAUCUCUGUUUUUUUCGCCAGAACGCCAUUUCGACGACGACUAAUACCAGAGGAGGUACCUCUACUCGGGGAGCGAUCCCCCAAACGGGUAUGACUUCAAAAGGCGGAUCUGCCCACCCUUCAUCCCCUUCGGGGAAUGUCAAUCGCAAGGGUUUCACGGGAAAAUAUAGCAAUAAGCCGCCUAUCGUGCACAUCCGGCAUUUGUUAAGUGCGCGUGCGGCCAUCACAGACCUCGCGCUCUCACCACCUUCCCUCGGUGAUGCGGAGGUGCUGGCGGUCGCAGCGAUUGACGGCACGGUGACCCUCUUGAGAGUAAUCUCAGGUGAGGUGGUGCGUACCUUUUUGGGUGUCCGUUAUAGUGAAAAGCAGAUUGCCUCCACAUCUUUACUGAAGAAAGGCUCCGCGGGCGAUCCGAACGGCAGGACGCAAGGAUCGGGCGAAGGGUUGACCGAGGUUAAAAAACUCACGAAGCCCGUUGUUAAAAUUAGCCGAAGCGGGGUAUGCUCGCCCUUUAAAGGUUCAGUCUCACGCUUGCCCUACACCAUUCGCGCUUAUCACGACGAUUCCAUCGAGAUUUUCUUUGGGAAAACAAGCAAGUACUUCAAAGGACUCGUGGUUGUGCCACCCACCUUUGAGCAUCUCGUCCGGCACGUAACGUGUCCCUCCGAUCUUCUGCUGAACUUCGGGCUGCCAUCGGGCGGUAUGUCGCCCGGAGAGGAUCCUCUUUCAGACCCCUCAUCGGUGGAAAGGGGGGAGUCGGUGCCGUGGUUCGCGACUGCCGUCGCCAUCGUCAGCUGCCCAUCGCUUUUCCCCAACGCACGACGCCCUCGAGGAGGGAGGGAUCGUCAAAACUCCACCCACUCAGAAUCCCAGGAUGACAAGCUCAAGGGGACGUCAAAAGUCCCUUCUGACCAUGCUGAUAAGCUGAACAUCGCUCCCUUCACAGGUUGUCUGUUUCUGGGUUUUGAGAACGGCGUACUUCAGGUGUUUGCGGUGCAGAGAAACUGGUUUUCGAUCCACGAGUGGUCCAUGCAGGAGAAUGGCUACCAGGAGCCGCCCUGUGUGCGUCGCCCGCUCUUCAGUGCGCGAAUUCACUCGGCUGCCAUCACUCGUUUGAUUGUGUCGGAAGCCACUAAUUCGAUCUUUACGGUGAGUGAUGAUGCCACUGUUUGUAUUCGUGCACUCUCGCGGCUUGAGGCACCGGCGCUGAUGCAGUUUGGUAACCGAACGGCGAAUCUUCAUCGGCAUGUUUCGCACGGCGUCAUCCGCGGCCAGCGGGUGCCCUCCCCGGCGCGGACUCUUCUCGAGCACAAUCCCGCAAUAGGACACUCCAAGCGUGUUACUUGUGUAUGCUGGAGUGAGCAGUAUCGCCUGCUCGUGACCGGCGGUCGCGAUCACAUGAUCAUCUUUUGGUCCCCUUUGAUGAAUCGGCCGAUUCGCGAGAUCGACGUUCACAAUCUUGCAAACUUGGCAGCUCAGAAUCCUGUCAUUUGCUCUCUUUCUGCCAAGAAAAAUCUUGGUGCAUGCGGCUAUCCCGUUGAUGUGAGCUUUUUCAUUCGAUCCAUUCCUGGCUCUUCGUCGGAGAAUGGCCUCGCCUCAAUGGAAACACCACUGUGGCUUCUCGUCCUGACUAGGCAGCGCGUAAUCUUUAUUCUACACGCCCUUACAGGUCGGCUUGUGAAAGCAUUAGUUGAUCACUCCGCGUCGUCUCUCGCGCUAGGAGAUCUUUUCGUAGCUCGUUAUGAGGCCAUGUGUGAUCGUUUGUUGCUCGGUGGGUACUGUUUACGGGUAUGGGAUAUAGAAUCUGAUGGCAGUACGUAUCCAAACGGCUACAAUGGGCACCGCCAGCCGAUUUUGUACAUGAACUAUGUACCUGACUUGACAGCCUUUAUCACGGCCGAUAGGGAUGAGAUCUGGGUGUGGAAGGUGUCUCUUGAAAUGGUGUGCGCAAAGUGUAAUAAGAAAUCCGCAAACUCGGACAGCGGAAACAGAUGUAAAGAUGGGGAAGAUCCGUUAUCACUGGGGGGUAAUGACUCUAGCAUUCUGCCUCACCUAAUUAAAAGUUACCCCCUUGGAGACUGCGAAAAUGAAAGCGAGAAUGAAGCCAAAAGUAAACCUAUGUGGCGUUUAAAAUCAAAGGUCAUGCGUUCGUGGCAUGUUUCAGAAGGCGUCAGCGCCGUGGCCAUGGCUAGCGCAAGCAACACCCUCGCUCGGCAGGAACAACACAAUCAAAGAGAGCUAGCCAAUGGGGAAGAUUCCAUGAACUCCUCUGCCUCAUCGUUGUUUAAGUUGAAGGUAGGUUUCCAGAGCAACGGAAGCGCCGGCUGUGUCGAGUACACUCUCUUUGUGGCGCUGCUUCGGGAGGCUGCCGUUGAGCAAUACGGUAUCUUGAAUGGUGCACCGCUUCGUCGCUUCGCAUUGCAGCCACCUGCUUCGUUGACAAGGAGUCUGAACGCGCGUGUUGGUGAAGCAACCGACACCCUAUGCUCUCUUUGUGUCGGCCAGCGGGAACUCCGUUCGCCGUCAAACGACGAGGCGAAUGAAAUCUACCAAAAGGCUCAGCAAAACUGGUCGGUAGGGGGCCGACGCCCCGCAAAGCACAUGCCGUCGGUGUUUUUGUGUACAGUGUACAACAACACCGGUCCACAAGCCGGCCUCGCCUCUAUCCAUCACGUUCAGAAGGAUCAACACGGUAAUUGGGGCUGCGAUUCCGAAACGAUCAAUGAGUCCUUGGAGCCAUUGGCCGCGGGAACGCCCCUUGAUCCCACACGUGGGAACGGAAAAGGCAAGAAACGUAGAGGUAAGGCGAAACAUCAAUCACCAAAGAGCCCUGCGAUGAUGACGAGUGCCACUGGCGAAUCCGGCGACGCCAAGAACCUGAAGCCCUACCGACAGCUCGUUUUUAACGAUACGUCGAUUGCGAGUAUCGCGACCGUCGACGCACUCGGGCUGAUUGUCGUUGGUGGGGAUGGUCGGCUUCACACGACGCGGAUGUCCGAGCUCACCUCUCGCGCGUUGCCAUGUUGGACGCUGGAGGAACUUCCGAACGACGCGCGCAGUUCGCGUAGAGGGAGUGAAAAGCGCGGUUCCGUGGAGUGUCGGUCGUCGCUGAUCCCCUCUUUACAGGACUCACGCCGCCAUCAAAGCCUUCCCUCGCCGCCGCUGCAUCUCAUGGCGAUCUUCCACGGACGUCUCGUCCCACGGCCGACGCCGCUGUUCGCAAAAACGACGCCGAGCGCGGCCUCCGCGGAGAUGUGUUUCACCACCCACGCCCCUACGACGCCCCUUCUCUCCUGUUUGCUGCCGAUUUUCAUGAAAGGAAGGAACUGCCCGUGGGGGGUGCAUUUGGUCGUCUCCGGCCGCGAUGACGGCCUCGUGCAGCUCUGGGAUGUCGAUCAGAUGGUGGAGUGUUUCCGUUUUCAGGCGACGUGGGGGGUGGAGAUUGCGGUGACGGCGCUGGAUUACCAGUGCUCGAACCCGGGGGAGGCGUGCGAUGGGGAGACGAAUCCCCUCUUUAUGGUUCCCCCUUCGAUGCAAGAAGGUCAAAACGGCUUUUCAUCCAACGACCACGCCGAUGGGUUUCUCGCCGUGGGGGAUCAAGCCGGCUGUGUGCUUCUAAUCGGUAUCAAUAGCUCCUUGCUUCUCGCCUCGCGGCGCUUGUCUGAGGCCACUACAUUAGAAUCGUCGAAAGGCUCGCUAACGCCCUCACCACAAGGACAGCAUCAUACCCGAUUACCACCAAAAGUCACUACUUUAGAUAUCCUUCCAUCUAUCUACAAUGGCUCUCGUAACGCACGAUCGAGCUCACGGACGUCGCUGCUGCGUCGUGCUUCUAUAUGGGGCAACUCGGAGCGGGCAUUCAUCGUCUUAGGUCGUUGGAAUGCCCAUGAACACGGUUCCGGCGGCGUGCGAAACGUCUGCUUUGCCGGGUCACUGAAUUAUUUCGAAAGAAACUACGCAGGCACGAAGUUUGAGGGUGAGAACUCGCAUGAUGUGAUUUCUCAAACUACGUUAAUGUCCACUCUGUCCCUCCGUUCGUCUAAAAUGAAAGGGAUUACAAGGAGACCUCCAACUGCUACCGAGCAUCUACUAAAACACACAACGAUCUUCCUUGCUUCUGCUGGCGCGGACUCCUUUGUGUACGUAUGGCGAUGGGAGCAAGGGCUUGGAGUGCAAUGUAUCGGUUGUUUUGGUGGCGAUGACGUGGCGGUGUGGCCUAGAAACAGUAUUGCCGCUUCCGGCCUAUCCCCUUCCUUCAGCUUUCCACCGCAUCCUUCCUGUUGUCAAGCAUACGAGGAUGCACGAUGUCAGUAUGUUUUGAGUCGUCUGAUUGGGGAUGCGUGCUUGUUCGUGGUAUCACAGGCUGAAUUGGCUGCUCUAAUAUCCCCACCCCAGCAACCGAGUCCAUCGCAUUUAUGUCCGACAGAUGGCAAGAGUGAUUCAGCGAACAUGCAAACGGAGAGAAAGUUCCUGAAUGAAAUCGAGAAGGCACUUCUCUUUAUGUCCCGGGAAGUGCAUGCGCUAGCUGCGGCAGAUCCCGUCUGGAAGCCUUCUGCUAACUUAUUGGAAAAAGACGUCCUCAAAGGACACGAAGACUGCACCAAGGCUCUCGAAAAGGGCGCGGGGGAGAGGUUUCGGGCGAUGUCCAUUACACACUGGCAAGGCGAAUUGCAUAGAAACAAGAAAAAUGCCACAGUGUUUGGAAGCCACAUUAACGAUUAUAAUAGCUUCGAUGAUCGAUACAACGCUCCCUCUUUUAUUACAUCAUCUCCGUAUGCAUCUUAUGUGUUCGCAUUCAUGCAUGGGACGUAUACAAAUGCAUCCCUACAGGAAUGCCUGGAGCAUACCGUUAGGAUGGUGCUCGCAACGCCAGAAGGCCUUGCUGCUAUUCACUCGGCCAGCAACAAGAUGCACAUAUGGCUUCACUCGGUCGCGACAGAGGAAUUCACUGGCAUACUGUCCAAAACCGCUCUCAAAAGACGAUCCGUACCGUUCGCCACCCAUGAUGAGAAUAGCAGGGAGCCCAGAAAUAGGGUAAUGACGUUGGAGUCAGGCUCCGUGCCGUCGAUAUUGCCGGAACUAAGCUGUAGAGAUGGAAGCAUGAGACGAACAGGCCCCCCGACAAGGGCAGGGUCACUGGGAAGGAGAACUUCCACCCAAUUCUAUGACCUCGACACCGUUAGCUCCGCGGGGUCAUUUGUGAGCACCCAAGACCAUAGUAAGUCUACCUUGGCGUCGUCACGAACAAAUAGCAUAUCCUUUGGCGCCGAUUUGCACGCCAACCCCGACGAAUCCCCGCUUGGGGUGGUCCCUCAGCAGCAUGAAGAGGGCACCCUUCCCGAACUUGAUCUGGAAGCCCCCCACGCGGAAAACAAACCCUUUCACAACCGCCCUCGGCUGCGUAGUAGCUAUCUCAAGGUCCCGAUGGGCGUCGCCGCCGCGCAGCUGAGCCGGGUUUCCAGCGCGGAAAGCCACCAGGGCGGCUGCCCCCGCAGCCUCUCGGAAGAGUCACGCAGGGCCACCCCGGAUUCAUUCAUGGAGGGGAGUCAAAAGUCAAAGGCCGGGACGGAAAAUUCCCUCCCCAGCGAGCCUCGGACCCAACCCGCUGUGACACGACGACGUCGUCCCCUCCUGCAGGAAGCGACGGUCCUCAAAGACGACUUUCUCCUCUCCUUGCAGAACAACUCCUUGUCAAAGAACACGUCAAACCAGGACACGCGGGACACCGCGGCGGCGACAGGACUGCAGGGGCUCGCCGCCUACGGGGAGUUCAUCGCAGCAGCGGCGCGGGCGAAGCGGCCUAGAGGUGUGGAAAGCGCCGAGACCCACGGAGGGGGUGGGAAGAAGCCGCUCUUUGAGGAUUUUUCGCACCGGGGUCGCCCGAAGGUCGCCGGGCGGGCUUUCAUUCGGGAGAUCCUCGCGCGUCACGCGAAGGGCCACGACGAGGUCUCUCAAACCUCCGCCCCGUCCUCCGUACAGGGUGAGGGCGAGGAUUGGUAUGACAAGCGUGAACGGCAUCGGGAGCGGCAGCGGCGGGAGGAGGCCAUCUGGAAUACGCCGCGCGUGAUGCAAAGUCUCAUGACGUGGAGCAGCAGGGAGCCAUCGGAGGUGGGAAUACGCCUAGGGUGUGGUAGCGCCAUCACCCCCGCCGGUUCAACACUCCAUAAGGAGAUGAAUGAAGUGACAGAGUGCAGUUCAAGCGCAGAUGGUAAAUUCCAACCCAUGUCGGUUUCGUCAUUCGGCGUCUGUCAGGAUAGCACUCCUUUCUCUGGAUCGGAGAGGCCCGCCAUUCCGUCCUUUAUCCCGCUCUAUCUCAAUCUCAAUCGAUUUCCUUACGAUGAGACUAGUUCAGAUGGAAAAAGGGCGCAGUCGCCUGAAAGCAGGACCGACGGUAGCAAGCACGCUGCUUCAGGAACGCGGAGUACUUCCCCCGGUAUUUCUUCCGUGCUUCCGCGCGGAAAAGCAUUUUUGCAGUCUCAAGCUGAGAAAGAAAUAGCCGCUAUGCACUUUCAUCGCACAGUCGCCUCCGAGGUGGAAACUAUGAGGCAAAACAUUCGAAAAGCUGUUCUUGAACGUGAACAAAUCGACUGUGAAUGA